AUGAAGUUAAACAUUCUCGUGAAGAACAGCUUCGAGGCUCAAACUGUUACCUUAACCGGUCGUGGUGUCGAGAAAACUCUGAAUAUAAUAGAUCCGGUUAUUCGAUUUUUACCAGUGGUCCCUUAUACGUACAUUCAGGAGGUUCUGUUCACCAUCGAGAAUCCUUGCGAUUAUCCGGUUGAAUUUUUCUGGCAUCAUUUGGACGACUCUUUCCAGGUGGAGGAUCAAGUCAUAAAGGCGUUAUUGGAUUAUUACCGAGUCGAGGAAAUACUCUUGCCCCCUAGAAUGCCUGGCGAAUCGUUGCCCGCGAAUUUAAUAAAGUUUUACUACGAUCUGGUCGAUGGUAUGUCCCGUGUUCGAUCGAUCGAGCGAUUCGAGGAGGCGGAACAUUUGGAGAACGUGGAUGAACACGGCAACAAGACGAGUUACGCGGAAAGUCUGCACGACACUUCAAACUUCCGGGAUAAAAUGGGAGAUCCCGUGAGAGAACUUUUCGAGAGUAUCGAGCGGAAAUCCAACCCGUUGAACGAUCUUCCGGACCCGGCGAAGUCGACGAAGAAAGUCUGCAUUAUUUUCCACGGAGCUCCUUUCACCAAUUACCAAGAGACAGCUUGCAGAAGCGCGAGAAUGUUACAAGUUCCUGUACUCUCCAUCGACAAGGCGAUCACAGAGGCCAUAGCUCUGGGUAGAAACGACUAUUCGAUUGCACUGCGAGAAAUCAUCGAUGAAGCGUAUCAAAGAUACACAGAAGCUUACGAGACAUACAAGGAACGUUUAGACGUCCAAUCAGCUCGCCAAACCAACGAGACCGAUUCCAAUACGACCAGAAGUGAACCAAAAGAAAAACGAAAUCGCCGCGCCAAGAUGAAAUCUCCCGUCAGCGAGAAAUCGGUUUCUCGAAAAGGAAAAUCGAAAAAAGCCGCUGAAACUGAAGUAUCGAACGCACAGGAAAAAGUAAUCCUUCUGCGACUUCCCGAGGAGCCGGAUCCUUUGAUGGAAUUCAAUAAAGUUCCUACAGCAGAGAGACUAGAAACGUUGGAUCCUUUGAGUCGAUACGAGUACAAGAUCCAGGCUAUUCUGCAAUUAGAAAGAAUACUAGGACUUAACACGACUGCGAACAAAUCCCCGCGGGAUAAAACCAACGCGAAGACAGUCGAAAAAAGUGCCAGAAAAAAGGUGCACGAUACGUUCCCUGGAAUCAGCCUUGACAUGCUCGUCGAAGCUCUCGCGAAACGGCUAUCCGAGGAGGACUUUAAACGCGGAUUCGUCCUGGAAUCGUUAGAGAACAACUUCUUGCGCAACAGCCCCGUCGAAACUCUGCUGAUUCUGUUGAGGAUUGUUGGUCACGUAGAGUACUUCCUGUUCGUCACGUUCCUCAACACGAUGGCCAAUUACAAUCGUAAAGUCGACGAGCUACGCCAGGAGUACGAGAGGACGAUCGGUCUCAGCAAACGGAUCCAGGACAUCGACGAGAUGUCGUUGUCCGAGUACGAUCUGCUCGACGACGAUGAUAAGAAGAUGUAUCUGAAAGCAAUUCUGCCAGCUAAAAGGGAGAAGGCAUCGCUUAGACGAGCUCGAUUUGCCGAACGGAUGAUGGAGCGCGGAAAGAAAAAGGAGGUCCGUGGCCAUGUUUCGAGAUCAAAGACACCCAAGGGAAAAGGAAAAGAAAAGUCGACGAAGCGCAAGCAGACAGGCAAUAAAAGGUCCGCGAGCUCGAAGCCGGCCUCCAGCAAACGAGAGACAACCAGCGGAAGAACGAAGAGCAAGGACAGCUCGAGACGCGGUAAGAUCCGCUUGAGAGACAGUCUGGAGGAUGAAAUUGAGGAAGUAAGAACGGCAAGGGAAAUGUCCCGAGCCAAUUUGAGCGGGACAAGAGUGAAACUACGAGCCGUGAUAUUUGCAGAUUCAAUUAAAUUACAGUGA
This is a messenger RNA of Dufourea novaeangliae, 1923 nucleotides long. RefSeq names its product hydrocephalus-inducing protein-like. The transcript has 8 exons. Lineage: Eukaryota; Metazoa; Arthropoda; Insecta; Hymenoptera; Halictidae. The record is from RefSeq and is a predicted model, not a curated record. Gene Ontology annotation, biological process: cilium movement; axonemal central apparatus assembly. Gene Ontology annotation, cellular component: axoneme. Bases 1 to 1923 code for a protein of 640 amino acids.